UCCUCAAGCCUUAGUUGUUUGCAAGUACGGCUUAUGUACGAUGCGGCCUGUAUUCCUGUAGUUACGGUAUCGUACAAUACAUCCAUGAUUCAGUGUUGCCAGAUUGGGCCAAAUAAUCUCGGAUAUAAAUAACAAUAAUCGGGUUAAAUAACUUCACAUGGUGUGUCUGGUGUGUUUCCAGCAUUCGUAGUGUUGAUCAGCAGAGAUAUAGUCCGCCAAGACGUUUAGGUUGCUUAGCAACCAGAGACUCUGUCCAUGCAAAUGAACGGAGCGUUCCCUCUUCGUCAUAACUAUCAAACCAAAAAUCCUUCACAUUCACCGAGCGAACAUUAUGAAAGUAAAAUGCACAUUUCUCGCUAAAAAUGUUUCCAUAAACGCAUUUAAUGGCGUAACUAUGUUACUAUUUCCACCCAGAAUAAAGAAAGAUGUCGGCCGUAUGCUUCUGUGCAAGCGUCACUACUCACUACUGCCAGUGACGUCAGGUCAAGCUCCACGCUGAUUGGCUAUCGCGGCUAAGCAUCACGCGUUGGAGCGCAGAAAGUUAAAUUUUUUGAACUCCGGGCGUUGGUGCGUUGGGCGCGUUAACGUACGUAAUUACGUGCGUCUGCCGCGUCUAACGCCCCUCACGCAACACUUCAACGCGUGUAACGCGUCUACGCGCCUAGACCAAUGGUUCCCUAUGCAAAAAUGCAGAUUUUCAAGGCCCCUAACGCGAGUAACGCGGUUGGUGUGGCCGUACCUUAAGACCGAUAGAUCAAAUAAAUACUAGGUAACAGUCAUUUGUUACUAUUUCACAUCUUAAUUGCAGCUGGGAUGAAUGAGUUUUUAUAUUUUUUGAACCUGGAGUUAGGCAUUCUAAUUCGUCUACCUGAUGGUUGCAACCCCAUUUCCUGAUUCAGUAUGUGGGUUGGAUCAUUCAGAAUCGUAUGUGCCUCACUGAGCCCUGACUUUUCAUACAGCAACUGUAGGUAGCCCUGUUCUUGGUGGCCGACAAUUUUAAAGCUGAACAGACGCCAGAGCAUUCAAUAAAAACACCCAAAUACUUAUAUGACGUAACCUGACUUAUUGGUAUGUUGUGAAUAAGUAAACGAUUAGGUUCACAGAUUGAUCUUGGGUCAAAGUUGCUAGAUUGGGUGGGAAAAAUGGCACAAUCUGGCAGCACUGCCACCAUCCCUAAAUUAUGGAGCGGAUGGACCCAUGGACCUUCUGCCUCCGUGCUCAGGCUUUCAGACCCAUUGGUGCUUUACACUUAUAGCACUAGUACUUAUGCCGACAUGGUCGUCAUGAAGAAAAAAAAAGACUACAAACACUACCGCACAAGCAACAAAUGUGCGAACACAUGACUAAUGUGCACACUUUUACUGCACAGGCCCAAAGAGAAGGAGACUCACUUGAGGUCCUGCAGAAGCUCUUUGGCGUUGAGCAUGGUGAUGAGGGAGGUGGUGGCGGCUGGGAUGAUGAUGAUUGGUGUCCGAGAUCCUGAAAACACACAGAGCACAAGAGACUACAGUCAGAACAGAAGCGCCAUGGCACACGGCACUGGGGAGGUCGACGACGAUGGAGAUAUAGAGGGAAGAGGGCAUCACUCGGGGUGAUGCAGCAGUAGAACUGGUAAGCUGAGACAGCGCUACAACUAGAAUUACACAAUCUGAGAGGAGGGCUAGAACAGAGCGGACGCCAAGCUGAAAUCUAGAGUGGCCACGGACCCUCAUCUCCAUCCGUCUGCCUCGACAACACUUGAACAGGGACCGGGGGUGCCGUUUUUGCAGUAACCCCUCCCCCUCCUCAAUCAUGCAAGCGACCAUCACAGGGCUUGCCAGGGUGACAACAGCAGCAGAACCACAGUUCUCGUAGCCACCUCCCCUUCACCACAGCCAAGGGGACAGCGCCACAGGCAGACGACCAGCGAUGGAGGACUCCCAGGGCCCUGCCCGCAGACUUCCUCAUGUGCGGAGCCGUUACGUGGACUGAAUGGUGGCAGGGCUCCACCUACACCAGGACCCCCUUGCGGAAUCAGAACAUAACCCUCCAUCUGAAUGGCAGUUCAGUGACUGAUGUGGUUAAAGAGCAUGGACUACUUGAAACUCAAUGACAGAAAAGAAGGCCAAAUUAGCCGACCCUGAGCAGCCGUGUGACACAAGACGCCUUAAGGUCCGACGGGGACCAGCGUUUGGGACUGGGAAUGGAAUCCUUCAAUGACAGGAUUCUGCCAUGACACGAUAACAACACUGCAACAUGGCGGCGGGCCCAAACCUCGGAGCGGGAUAGACUUCCAUGGAAGCUGGACAUAAACAUUGGACCUAGAGAUCCAUGCCAAACCCAUCAUCUCCAGGCCUCAGGAGCAAACGACCACUGACUGGAGGAGUGUGGCCCCCACUGGAUCCAACGGUCUCACCCCACCCAAGACAACAUGCAGUGGAGGCGGCGUCACUGCUGCACCUACAUGGCAGGUCUCUUGUAUCUACUCUCCCUGCUAGGAGUGCUGGUCUUUCUGGUCCACCAGGACUGGCUGCCGGGGCUGACAGGCACCCCGUGGAGGACAGGCCAUCCCAUGGACUAUGACAGUGGCGGGCUACACUCCACCAAGGCCAAAGGGAACCUCAGCUCCCGAAGCAGCCUGUGGAGAUUCGUCAUCGAUCCACUGCCCAACUUCAACAACGUCAGCUCCCUCCAGGAGGAUUCCAACGCCUCACCACAGGACAACCUGGUGCUCAACAGGACACUGAACGCUGAAAAUGCCAGCCAGAGCGCAGAGGGAGGCGUGAGCGGCAGGCUCACCUCCGGGCCAUACCCCUACAUCAUCAACGAGCCAGACAAAUGCCCAGAGGGGGAAGCUCCACCUUUCCUGGUGUUGCUGAUAGCCACAGAGGCUCGCCAGGUGGAGGCCAGGGAUGCCAUUCGACAGACGUGGGGUAACGAGAGUGUGACCCCCGGAAUUGGAAUCGCCCGCUUGUUCUUGCUGGGAGCCAACGAAGGGCAGCUGGGACACCUGCAGCAGAAGAUGCUGGAAGCGGAAAGCCUUCGGCACCACGACAUCAUCCAGCAGGACUUCCUGGAUGCAUACAACAACCUGACGGUGAAGACCCUGAUGGGGAUGAACUGGGUGGCGCUGCACUGCCGGCGGGCCAGCUACGUCAUGAAGACAGACAGUGACAUGUUCGUCAACACAGAGUACCUCAUCCACAAGCUGCUCAGGCCACUGCUCAAGAAGAGAGACUUCUUUACAGGCAACAACAUGAGAGGCUUCGCGCCAAACAGAAACGAGAACAGCAAGUGGUACAUGUCGCAGGAGUUGUACCCCAGCGACAAGUACCCCACCUUCUGCUCUGGGACGGGGUACGUGUUCUCUGGAGACUUGGCGGGCAAAGUGUACAGAGCCUCACUGAGCAUCCAGCACCUGCACCUGGAGGACGUGUAUGUGGGGAUCUGCUUGGCCAGGUUAGGGUUAGAGCCGGUGCCUCCGCCCAACGAGUUCCUGUUCAACCACUGGAGGGUGUCCUACUCUAGCUGCAAGUACAGCCACCUCAUCACCUCCCAUGGGUUCCAUCCUAGCGAACUGAUCAAGUACUGGAAUCACCUGCAGAUCAACAAGCACCAUGCCUGCAUCAACUCUUUAAAGGAGAAAAUGGGAAGGCUGCACCAAGGCAGAACCCAGUAACAACACACUCUGGUGGGGAGGGGACUUCACGUUGGUCCAUACAGAUGAAACACUUAUUCGGAUAAGGAUUCCCAUAUAUCCCAGUAAGCAAAUGGAAACCUCAAAACCGAUGGGGUUUUAAAGAAAGAAAGUCGAAGAUAUUAUGCUUUCAAUGAAUAAAAUACAAAAAUGUUUAAACCCUGAUGUCCAACAAAAAAAAAAAGCAGUUCAAGAAGAAAUAAAUGUGCUGUUUUGUUACAAUGCAAGCUUUACGUCCAUCAUACCCCUGUGCUCUCAUGGGCAUGCUCAAGUAAAUCAAUAAAUUCAAACAUCCAUAUUAUCAAGAAUUAGUCGCUUCAGUCUUGAAUGUCAGCUGGAAGAAAUAACCACUAGUUAACCACUUACUCUUAAAGAAUCAAUGGCAUGCUACUUUAUUGAUGCUUUUAUAUAGAUAUUAGUGGGCCCCAAACACAGCAUUUGAAAACGUUCCCCAAAUUCAGCCGUGGUGCAGAUUUACAGCCACUACGAGCCAUUCGCACAUUGAGCUUUCCCCAAAUGCGCCGUUUCGUUGUCUGUAGCUUUAAUGCAAAUGAAGAGGAGAGGCGGGUCAAGGAGGAGGGUGGGGGUGUGGCCCUGAGCAGCUUACAGCCACAGUACCAUGCACUCUGUAUACAGUGGAUGUAUCGCAAUGGCGAGGCACACACAGCCUUAGCCAUGUUCUGUAAAUAUUCCAGAACACACGCUCUAUAUCUAAAUAAUAUCAUAUUAUACAUAGCUAUCUAUAUGAUAUAAUAUAUAUUAUCACGGCCAAAAGCUGUGAGCCUCCAGACGAUAUUAUGAAUCUCAAACGGCCGCGUCGGGUUCUCCGAUGUCUCUGGUUCUUCCACAUCAAUCCGGAGUAGAAUGAACCACGACAUGGAGGAGAAAGGGAUUUCACCCGCUAUUGUUGACCGCGGUUGUCUCACGCCGGAGCCUCGCUGCCGAGGGACCAACGCCUCGGCAGCGCUCAGCGCUUAGGCACCACCGCCUCCUGCAGCGCAGAGGCGGUGGUCCCUCGGCAGCGGCAAGCGGGGCUCAAGCGGGAGACAUUCGCGGCCAAAAAUCCUUUUCUCCUCCAUGUCGUGGUUCAUGUACUUCAGGGAGUCAAAGCCUAAGUGAGAACCAAGUGCCAAGCACUAACAAUCGCAAGGUUAAACCAUUCCCUGAAUACAACAAAAAAACAUAGGAUAAGAUGCUACACAACCAAGAACUAUAACUAAGUACAACAUACAAUAAGUGCGCACAAUAAGGUAGGCGAUUCCAUUUUAAGCAUUGUUUCAACUAGUCAGCUUACCUUCCACAUAUUCAAUGACGAAACACAGAAGGCAUUAACAGCAUUAAACCACAAUUCUUGGGUCUUACCGUCACAGACUUCAAAGUCAUGCCGUGGUAGGUUCCCAUGGUGUCGAUUUUGAAGCCCUCCGUUUCUAGAGAAAUGAAAACGGGUAAACCAAAAGCCUUAGGCAUCUUCAACGCAACCGGAACAAGUGAUAAAGCAACAUUGGACCGUUGUAUUGAUCCUACAGCACUUGAAGUUAGCAUCAACAACGUGUGUGUUGGCACGGAGAACCAGCAGACUGACCUUCCUUCCCCUUGAAGCGCUCCUGGUCGUAUCUGUUGUAGGCAGCAGGCACCGGCUGUUUGCUUCUGGCAGACGGGUCCUGAGAAGGAAAAGGAAUGUACAACUAUUCAAAACAAAACUCAUUCAAUACUCUCAAUACUGUUGUACAGAUCACAUAGAGGCACACUCCUGUUGUUUUAUUGACAUAAACUAGCAUCAUGAAUAUUUAUGCAACACUAGCGAUACUGUACUUUAAGAAAUGUUUCAGAAAGGGGCCAAAACCCACAAUAACCCCAACAUUACGAUGUAGAACGCAUGAAACAGUUGAGAAUCCACAUGUCACUGUUACAGAAUCAGAAAACUUUAUUGAUCCCUUGGGGGGGAGAUUGUUUCGUUCCAGAUGCUCCGUACAAAUAUAAAUUACAAGCAUAGAAGAUAAGAUUAUAAAUAAAAUAAAAGUAAGAAUAAAGUAAGUAGUGGACAUCUCUAUGUGGGUUAUAUUCACAAAUUUACAAUACAAUAUUUACAUUUUGUUUUAUGUGCAAAUAGUAGCGAAAAUGAAGAGUUAUGAAUAAAUAAAUGAUAGCUUAUUUUAAAGUCAAGUCUGACUGGACAGACACAAAAUACAUCACAUUAAAACGACACACGCGUUGAUAGAUAGUUAGACAGAUAGGCCUAGAUAGAUAGAUAAAUAUGUUCCAUUAUUUGCCUUGCGGAGCCAGCCAGUCCUGUGCACCUAUGCAAAUUAGCCAUGUGCGCCAAUGUCAAUUUGUUUGACGAAUGAGUGCAGAUCAUGAUUUUUUUACUAUAGCACGCAACGUUUUCUUGUUCUCGGUUGUAAUUACAUUUUAGGAUUUUUUUUUUAUAUAUAAUAAUUAAUUUAACACACACACACACACACACACACACACACACACACACACACACACACACACACACACA
Molecule: messenger RNA, 6179 nt
Organism: Gadus chalcogrammus (walleye pollock)
Lineage: Eukaryota; Metazoa; Chordata; Actinopteri; Gadiformes; Gadidae
Product: beta-1,3-galactosyltransferase 2-like
Exons: 3
Coding region: 2411-3658 (415 amino acids)
Cellular component (GO): membrane
Molecular function (GO): N-acetyl-beta-D-glucosaminide beta-(1,3)-galactosyltransferase activity
Source: RefSeq, a predicted model, not a curated record